CUCCGCCCCGCGCCUUCAGUUUCGAUUCCUGCCGCGUCCCGUCCCGUCCCGCCACGCCGAGGCAGGCUGAGGCGGAGAGGCGGCCAUGCUCGACCCGGGGGUGUGCAGCUACCUCACCGAGACCCUGUGCGUCAAGGGUGGGCGGCUGGGGCUCGCAGAACUCCAACAGCACGUCGGCCUCUCGGAGCAGCAGCUGCGAGAGACUCUGCAAGCGGCGGGUCCCGAGCGUUUCCUGCUGCUGACGGGCUCCAGGAAAGAGCCGGAGGUGCUGGCCCUGACGGCCGUGCGGGUCUGUCCGCGCAAGCAGUGCGAGGGCUGCGACCGCCUGCACCUCUGCAAGCUGCACCUUAUGGGCAGGUGCGGCCGGCGCGACAGAGAUUGUAAGUACUCUCAUGACAUCACCAGUGCAGAGAACAAAAAAGUUCUGAAGACUCAUGAGUUAUCUCGCCUAAGUGAGAGUGAGCUGCGAAUCCUGCUUCUCCAAAAUGACCCUUUCCUUCUUCCUGAUGUCUGCCAAUUUUACAACAACAAGUCUAAUAGAUGCAGCGAGACAUACAACUGCAGCAAGCUUCAUAUUUGUCGACACUUUCUCCAUGGUGGAUGUAAAUUUUUUCCAUGCAAGAGGUCCCAUAACUUUUUGGAUUCCCAUGCACUGAGACUGUUGAAAAAUGGAGGCAUUGAUGAGAAGAUGGCUUUAAACAUCCAGAAUAUAUAUGAUCAUAAACAUGCGGAGCUCCACAAAAAGGAAAAACCUUAUCACCAUCAUCCUGUCUACAAACCAAGGGAAACUUCAGAGGAAAACCUAACAAAUAAAAGUAGCGAAGAACAGAAGCCAUCUUUUGAAACAGCUGAGGUCUCCACAGUGCAUGUGCCAACUUCAGAAGAUCCCAGCAGCAACAAAACUCAUCAGAGCAAACUUCACUUGCUAACAGGCACCAGAAGUAAAGUCGAAGGUAAAAAAGAUGAUUCCUCUGCAAGCUCUUUGAAGGACAAUAAAGAAGAUAAGUGUGACGAGAUAUGCUUGUUCUAUGUCUGGAAGUACUGCAAACAUAACGAGCAAUGCAAAUCAGUUCAUUACCAUUUGCCAUACAGAUGGCAAGUAUAUAAUGGGAUCACCUGGAAUGACCUAUCCAUGAUGGAAGAAAUUGAAAAGGCCUAUUGUGACCCAAAAAACAGCAGUAUAGCAGAUAUGAGUAUUAAUUUCCAGACGAUGACCUGCUGCUCGUCUUUGGUUCGGCGCCUCUCUACACCAUCAUCUGUUGUAAACCCCACAUUUGUACUGACUACAAAGUGGAUUUGGUAUUGGAAGAAUGACCAAGGCCAGUGGACUGAAUAUGGAACACAGGGAGAACAGAAUAUUGGGAAUUCGCCAUCAUCUGACAUACUUGAGAAUUUGUAUCUGGCAGAUCCAGAAACCAGUAUACAAUUCCAAGUUGGCUUGUAUUAUUACCAACUCAGUUUUAAAGAAAUGACCCAAUUAAACACCACUUCCAAAACAAAAAGACAGGUCUGCAGGCGACCAAAGUUUGUGUCUUAUGAAGAAGUGCAGAAGAUAAAGGAAAGAGGUCAGAGGGAUGAUUCUAUUUCAAAUCAAGCCUGUCCACCUCACUGGGAUCAAUCUGCACUGCCUGACUUUGGAUACAAGUAGGUAAUAUUGGGACUGGCUGGGAUUCUGCACGCGUGUGGUGACCAUCGUAACAUCUGACAAUUACGACUUGAUGAAUUCCCUUCUCUUCAGACUCUGACAUUUAAUCCCAGCUAGCUUCCCUGCACUGAAAGUGAUCAAUUAUAAAAAGGAAGACCUAUGAGAUAGGGAGGAAAUUUCCUUCUUUAAAAAGAGCAGCUCUGCUUUGGUAACAUUGCUUAUUUUUUGAGUGUUGAAGUGUCUAAAUCUGUAAUUCAUGUGAUAUCAUAGUUGUAUGGAAAGUAGUGUAAAUGAAAAGCUUAUUAGACAUUAGUAGCAAACACCAUUUGGAAAAUUGGCACGAGUCUCCUGUCUUUGUUUUGCAGAUAGAGUGGAGUUAGCAGUUGGCAAAAAACAUAAAAAAUAAAUUGUUAUUAUCUUGGAACUUCUUAGUUUAAAUUGCAUCUUUAAUGGAGAACUGAGAAAUAUGUGGGAUGAAGGCAAUAGGCUUUUGUGUCAAGAGGAUUAGUAUUCAUACAGCUGCUGAAUCCUGACAAGAACUGAAGAUUGCUGUGCUGUAACAAGGUUGGGAGAUGAUGCAUCAUAAAAAGUCUGUCCAUAUACUUUUUAAGCAUUAGUUCUACUUGGGUCAAUGUAACUAUUAGAAACUGUUUUGCUUCCAAAGCCUAAGUUACUGAAAUACCAAAGUUUGAUGUCCUUUUGUACUGAACUCGUGCAGUCAUAUGCUAAUAAUAAAUUAUUGUCAGUGUCUUAAGCAGUGAUUCUUUCUCUGCUUAAGAAAUUCCACUCCAUUGACUGUGGAUUAGCAAAUGCUUAUCCUCUCUAAAUUUUCCUCCUUAAGUCUAGAGAUGAAAGAAGCUUAAGAAGUUCUGCUGUUGUGAAGCAUUAACUUGCAGUAGCAAGGUGGUGUUACUCUUCAUCAGCAUCUUUGAGGAAAUAAAAACAAUCUCCGUGGAGAUUCUGUGCAAAAUAGAAGUGGCUUUGUUGCUUAUAGGCCAUUCUAUUGUAAAAUAAUUGAAGUACCUGUCUUACAGCAAUAGGCCUUGUAUCAUGUUGCUGUCUCUCUUUUACCCAGGACGAUUACAGUUUUUCAGCAAAAGAUGUUACGUAGCAAAAGCACAUUUUGCUGUCUGCAUGAACAAUUCUUAUGUAUUCAUAGCAGAUGUAGUACUAAAAUAUAUUGACGUUAUUUUCAUCUUGCAGGUGGUGGUGAACUGUUCUGUUAAAAAGCAGGCAGAUAGCAAAUUCUAUCUUGUCCAAAUUAUUUUGUGUUGCAUUGUAAACAGGAUUUGCAAAAUAUUCUUGUGUGGACAGAUAGACAACAUGUCAUUCAACCUUGUAAAAACUUUUUAAUAAAUUCAGAAAAGUAAUUCUUCCUUGUGCGGCUGACUUUAUUCUUUACUCCUUGCGAUCCUUUCCUGUCAUAAGCCUCUUCUUCAGUAAGUACUGAAUGCUCAAACCGGACACGAUGUCUAGGGAAACAUUCCCUUAUAUAUAUGCAGCUGUGAAAUUUAAGUCCUAUUUUAUCUUCUCUCCAAACUCAGCCUUCUAAAAUGUGCAUCUUUUGACUGAAAGAUAAUAUUGAUCUCAUGUUACCUCCUAGGAUGACCUCAGCUUUCCAUCUUAAAAUACGUCAUCUCAUAGGUGACUUUCAGUUGGUUAAGCAGCAAUAAAGAGGAGCGUUACCACAUGACAUUAGUCUGCUAGCAUUAGGCAUUUUCAGUCUACACUGUUAGAGUACCAAUUCUAGAAGAUGAAGGACAAAAUUGGAAAAUUAAUUAAGAUGAAUUUAAGAGUGUAUUUACUGCAACAUUCUUAUUAGAAUCUUAAUUACUCUCUUAUGCUUAGAAAUGUAGCUCUUUUUAAAAUUAUUUUUAAGCCUAUAUUUUAACGUUUUCAACUUUUAUCUUUGAAAAGUUAAGGAGUUAUGAUGCUCAGAAAUUGUGUGUGUAACAAGUAAUAAUGUUAUCAAAUAUCUUUGUACUUAAUUUUAUUAUCAGUCUAAGUUUUCUUUCUGAGAUUACUCUUUCAUUGGGAUUUAUGGUUACAAGUGUCAACUCCUACUUGGAGGUGAUAAAUAUUUAAUUGACCUCCUCACUUUCAGUGUCCUUUCUGAAGAGAGGUGAGGGGUUCUUGCAGAGCAGGAGUGACACACUGAUUUACACAUUAAUUGUUUGUCCUCAUUAUUUGCAACAAUUUAAAGCAUUAAAUAGGCCUCCAAAAGCAUAGUUUGGAGGCCUAUUUGGAGGGCCAUUCUGAAUGCAAUCUGCUGCAGACAGGCUUCUGUGUGGAAUAUGAGCUAACUGAAGCCUC
Messenger RNA from Lagopus muta (rock ptarmigan), 3958 nucleotides. Its product is annotated as zinc finger CCCH-type antiviral protein 1-like. The record is from RefSeq and is a predicted model, not a curated record. NCBI's taxonomy places the organism in Eukaryota, Metazoa, Chordata, Aves, Galliformes, Phasianidae. Bases 86 to 1648 code for a protein of 520 amino acids. The transcript has 12 exons. Gene Ontology annotation, molecular function: NAD+ poly-ADP-ribosyltransferase activity; metal ion binding.